This is a messenger RNA of Dreissena polymorpha, 1604 nucleotides long. Its product is annotated as E3 ubiquitin-protein ligase CHIP-like. Gene Ontology annotation, biological process: positive regulation of proteolysis; protein quality control for misfolded or incompletely synthesized proteins; protein polyubiquitination. The transcript is spliced from 7 exons. Bases 99 to 944 code for a protein of 281 amino acids. Gene Ontology annotation, cellular component: cytoplasm. Gene Ontology annotation, molecular function: protein-folding chaperone binding; ubiquitin protein ligase activity. Lineage: Eukaryota; Metazoa; Mollusca; Bivalvia; Myida; Dreissenidae. The record is from RefSeq and is a predicted model, not a curated record.
UAAUAUUGUCAAAUAAUACAAUAUCCCUUUGUUAUGAUUUUUUUCAAAGAAUUUUUCUUCUAAUAGAUCUAGAAACUGAACAGUGAAAUCUGUACAAAAUGACUGACACAGAUUUAAAAGAACAAGGCAAUAGGCUCUACUCUGCCAGAAAAUUUGAUGAUGCAAUAGGGUGUUAUUCCAAAGCAAUUAUCAAAAAUCCAUACAGUGGAACAUACUUCACCAACAGAGCCUUGUGUUACCUCAAACUAAAACAGUGGGAAAAUGCAAUACAGGAUUGCCGUAGAGCACUGGAACUUGAUAAAACAUUGGUAAAAGGACAUUAUUUUAUGGGACUAGCACUAACAGAGCAGUCACAUCAUGACGAGGCUAUUGCUUCAUUAACUCGAGCAAAUGAUUUGGCUAAAGAUUCAAAGCGUAACUUUGGUGACGACAUUACCAGCGCUUUGCGGCAAGCAAAGAGAAAGAGAUGGGCCCAGCUGGAAGAGAAAAGAAUACAGCAAGAAAUUGAUCUGCAGUCUUAUUUAAAUGGGCUUAUCAGGGAGGAUAUAGAAAGGCGAAGGGAAGCAACUAUGCUCAAGGCUCAAACUGAAGGGAAAUCUGACCAAGAAUGUGAUGCACAAAUACGCAGUUUAGAGGAAGAACAGGACAAGAGAACAGCAGAAGUGCAUGAGCUAUUUUGUCAAGUUGAUGAGCGCAGAAAAAAACGAGAUGUGCCUGAUUGCCUGUGUGGUCGUAUAAGUUUUGAAGUGAUGCGGGAUCCAGUUAUAACACCCAGUGGUAUAACCUACGAUAAGAAAGACAUUCUGGAGCACUUACAGCGUGUGGGACACUUUGAUCCCGUGACUCGGACGGACUUGGAUCAGAGUCAGCUCAUUCCAAACUUAGCAAUGAAAGAAGUCAUAGAGCAUUACCUGGAGGAAAACCCUUGGGCUGAGGAGUUUUAAGACACAUGUGUUCAGUAGCAUACUCUAAGUUACUAAGGAGAGUUCACAUUUCAUGGCAGUCAUUUUCAAUCUAUGAUAUGACAUGAACACGAAAAUAUUUGAGUCACCUUCUGAGAAAACUGGGCAUAAUGCUUGUGCGUAAAUAGUCGUCCCAAAUUAGCCUGUGCAGUCCGCACAGGCUAAUUAGGGACCACACUUUCAGUCUUAAUUGGAUUUUUGCUAAAAAGAGACUUCAUUUUAACGAAAAAUGUCUUAAAAACUGAAAGUGUCAUCCCUGCUUAGCCUGUUUGGACUGCACAGGCUAAUCUGGGGCGACACUUAACGCACAUGCAUAAUGCCCAGUUUUCUAAGAACGUGUCUCAUUUAAGCCUUGCUCUGGGAAAAUGGUGGGUGCAUUUGCAUAAGUGUCGCUUCGGCCUUAAUUUGAUUUUUGCUAAGAAGAGACUGCUUUUUUAAAAAAAAUUCCAUAAAAGGCAGCGGAAAGGGUUGUAUCUUAUUAUUGGACUGCCCAGUUGUCCUAGAGCGGAAAGGGUUGUAUCUUAUUAUUGGACUGCCCAGUUGUCCUAGAGAAAGGCUCAUCUGUUUUUGUUUUUAUUUGGUCAGCAACACUAUUUAACAAUGCAGUGUAAAGAAUACAUGAAUGUUUCUCAGAUGCAAUUA